GCUGCCGUGCUCAAGGGAAGGUGAAUCAUCAACCGAGGAGCUGUCGGAGUAUGUUCUUCUGAUGGAGCAGCUCGAUGAAAACUUCGUUUCAACGGCAGACCUGCAGCGGCUGACGGCUGAAGACAAUGACUUAAGGCAGGUCCAAAAGUGGGUUCAAAGUGGGUCCUGGCCUCAGAAGAGUCAUAACGGGAAAAUGACCCUAAAGCCAUUCCUGGAAAGGCGGAGCGAACUAACCACCUCGCACGGCCUGGUAUAUUGGGGAUCUCGAGUCGUAAUACCGCAAAGGGCUCGGAAGACUGUACUUGCUCUCUUGCAUGAAAGCCACCGCGCCGCAUCGGCCAUGAAGGCGUUAGCUCGGUCCAUUAUAUGGUACCCCGGAAUUGACCAAGAUCUGGAGCGUAUGGUCAGUCAGUGCACGAAAUGUGCCCAAGUUUCUCCAGCCCCACCGGCCAGAGAUCCUGUGCCAUGGCCGGAGACGAACGAGAAAUGGUCGAGAGUGCACGUGGACUUCGCCGGCCCAAUAGACGGGUUCAUGUUGUUAGUUCUCGUUGACUCUCAUAGUCAGCCAGUGUGGUUCCGAAACUACGGUCCUGGCGACAAGUGGAGCCCCGGAAUCGUAAAGGCAACAACUGGUUCCCGCCUGGUGCAAGUUCAGUCCCCAGGCGAUGGCAAGGACCACCGGCGCCACGCCGACCAGCUUCGCCGUCGUGAUCCCGGUGACGCAGCUACUGAGCCUCCCGCGCCAGCACCCGCUUCCGAGACUGUCCCACCUGAGGCGGCUUCCGCGCCAGACCCCGCUCUUGAGACCGUCCCACCUGAGGCGGUACCAACAUCCGUGUCUCCAACUCCGCGACGAUCAACGCGAAGUCGUCGCUCGCCAUCACGUCUCUUCUACGGGGGGAAAGGAGUGUUGGGGAGCGAAUGA
Molecule: messenger RNA, 925 nt
Organism: Ixodes scapularis (black-legged tick)
Lineage: Eukaryota; Metazoa; Arthropoda; Arachnida; Ixodida; Ixodidae
Exons: 2
Coding region: 62-925 (287 amino acids)
Source: RefSeq, a predicted model, not a curated record